Molecule: messenger RNA, 2383 nt
Organism: Venturia canescens
Lineage: Eukaryota; Metazoa; Arthropoda; Insecta; Hymenoptera; Ichneumonidae
Gene: mTerf3
Product: mitochondrial transcription termination factor 3
Exons: 2
Coding region: 483-1688 (401 amino acids)
Biological process (GO): mitochondrial ribosome assembly; mitochondrial transcription; regulation of DNA-templated transcription
Cellular component (GO): mitochondrion
Molecular function (GO): double-stranded DNA binding
Source: RefSeq, a predicted model, not a curated record
GAAUCGAUUGGCGUUUGAAAAAAUCAAUUUUGAAACAGUGGCGGCUAAUCUAACGCUAUUUUUUGCUUCGUUUGUUCGUCAAAAAAUAUUAUCAAACAAACAUUUAAAUUAAUCAAACAUUCAUAAACUAAUGACAAACAAUCAUAAUUAAUUUUAAAAAAUUGCAAAAGUUAAAAUCGAGGGGCUAAUUUUAUAUAGCUAGUGCGUUAAUUUAAUUGGAAAGCCCACACACACUGUAAUGUCGGUAGUGGUAGUGCCAUAGCCAUAGUGCUGAAUUUUUGUUAAAAGUAACACAACCUCAAAUCAUACAUUCAUAUAAUUCGGAUAUUUGAACUUAACAUUGGUAACCUAACGGGAUAGUAGUCGUAAAAAUAAUUUUGAAAUUUGUUAAAGUCUAUUGCUGUUUUAUACUAAUUCUGAGCAAAACUGUGGCUGUUAAAGACAGAAAAAACCUGUGCUCGAACAGUUGAUAUCGUUCCACGAUGAUAUUUUCGUGUUACACAAAUGCUUUUCGCAGCUUCGAAAAAACAUUUCAGUUGAACAAAAUGCUUGUGACAAAAACCAGAAGAUAUAACGCGAAAAGUAAUUGGUUCUAUAGUACCAAUGAAAGAACAUUGAAUUCAACGAGAACAAUUACAUCCGCGAAAGAUCGGAACGUCAUAGCAGCUACCGCUGCAAUACAAUCUGGUAAAAAACCAGACAUCGAUUCGAUUGACGAGGGAUUUGGAAGUAAUCUGUUUACGAGCGACGAUAAUCGUUGUUUCGAGAUUGAAGAUAACAACAAGUAUGAUAAAGUUAAAAUACCUGGUGUACUGAAUCCCUGUGACAAAGAUUUAUCUGAUUUAGCACCAUGGACAACAGGAUCGUUUAACUUUGCAGCAUACGCGAACGACUCGAGCACAAUCCAAGAAUUAGCAAAACUCGGUGUUGAUCUACACAAAGUGGAAAAGCGUACUCAAGCAAUGGAACUUUUAUUGAAAUUCCAUUUCAAUGAAAUGAAACCUUACAUAAGAUUUUUAUACGACUGUGGGAUAAAAUCAAAUAACUUAGGACUUUUCAUCACCAAAAAUCCUUAUAUUUUCAGUCAAACGAUUGAAGACAUGACCAUCCGUAUCAGAUAUCUUAGAGCCCACAAAUUUAAUCCAGCAAUGAUAGAACGAAUAGUAGAAAAAAAUCCGUUCUGGCUCAUGUACAGUACUAAAAGGAUCGACUGUAGGCUCGGCUAUUUUCAACAAGAGUAUGAUUUGAGUGGUUUUAAUAUUCGUUACCUCGCUACCAAGCAACCAAGACUGAUAACCUACAGUUUCCAAAAGUUACAAGAAAUUCAUUUUGCCAUGAAGGAAGAAAUGGGUUUCAGUCCAGAAGAAAUGAAGAUUCUCCUCCUUGACAAACCUAGGAUCUUCAUGAAAAAUAGGAAACAACUCGUCGAACUGUUCGAUUACGUUCACAACACGAUGAAACUGCCGCACGAAAUAAUUGUGAAACAAGCUAUGAUGUUGACCUGCCGCAUAGAGAGAAUUCGAUCACGACACGAGUAUCUCCGGGCACUGGGCAAAGUACAAUACGACCCGACGCAACCGAUGUAUGUUUCACCCACCGCACUCAUUGCUGGUACAGAUCUGGAUUUUUGUCGCAACGUUGCAAAAACAACUAUUGAAACAUACGACUUGUUUCUUAAAACUCUGUAAUAUGAUAGAAAAGAAGCUUACAUAUUCAAAAUUUGUAAAUACAUUUGCACCUCCAGAUAUUUUUUGGAUAACUUUGACCGCAAAAUGUUUCCUACAUUUCGUUCUUUCCACCUCUAGAAUCUGUUAAAAACCUUGGAAAAAGUAAAAAUUACUCAAGUAUUAAAAGUUCGUAACUUAAUUUGCAACAUAUUAAAAAAAAAAAAAAUGAAUUGCAAAUGUGAACGAAUGAAUCUUUAAAAAAGAAAUUGAAUAGAAAAUUCUAAUUACAUGGGACAUUUUCACUCUGAAUUGAUGAAUUACACUUGCCGAAAAAUAAUAAAAAUCGUCACCACUGCUUGCAGUUAAAAAUGAGAAACUUUCGAUUAAUGCCUGCAUGGUUUAGUAUUACCGACUGUACAUCGUUAUUUAUUGCGAUUGAUCAGAGUUCUGACAGUUCCUCUGGACCGCCGUUGAAUUGCAAAAUCAAUACAUAAAUUUGGUGUGCAUGGUUAAGUAAAAAAGCCCCGGAAGAUACCUAAUCAAGAGACGCGGUAGCGGCUAGAUGCCAAGUAUUAAAAGAAAAACUACCUCGUAAAAGAAGAGCCAAUGCGAGCCCUGCUGCACUCUUAUACGCGAAUACGCCGGUUUUAUGACGUCAAAGCAUUUGCAAAGGGCCCUCACGAACAAACCGUUUAAUUAAAGAAUCUGAAAAUUGA